GCGAUCGGAGCGGCUCCGAAGCCGCCCGUAAAUCCAAGUUUCCCCCCAUUCCCAUGGCUGCGGCUGGGAAUGACAGCGGAUCCAUCCCUGCGCUGGAGCCGUGCCAGAAGUUUCUCAUCUCGCUGCCUGCGGGCUGCUCGCUCCCGCUCCGGCUCUUCCCAUUUUUUUCCCUCCCUCUCUUUGAGGUUUUCCUGGUGCCUUUAGGGUGAGCUCCCGUCUCCUGCUAUUCCGCGGGAGGCAGCGCCGCGAGGAGCCGCGUUCCUGCCUCCUUUUCCUGGGAAACUUCACCAUGCGGCUGGAAGAACUCAGGAGGCUCCAGCACACUCUGGAACACGUCAAUGAUGGCAAAGACUCACUCCAAAGCCAUCAGCUCGCCAUGGAUGAAGAAAAUAAUAUCCAGGAAUAUCCUAUCAACAUCCAGCCCUUGGAAUCCAAAGUGAAAAUCAUCCAGCGAGCAUGGCGUGAGCACCUGCAGCGCCAGGACCUGUCCCCAUCCCCGGAGCUACGGGACAAGGACAGCCUGUCCUCAAUGUCCCCAACGUCCCCAAGGUCCCCAGGGUCCCCAGCAUCGCCGGCCUCGGGCAAGAUGAGCAGGUCUGUCAGCAUGAACACCUUCUCCGACAGCAGCACCCCCGAUUCCCGGGAGGAUGGCAUGGAUUUAGGCAGCGACGCCGGCAGCAGCCGCUCCAGCUCGGAAUCCAACUCCAGCAAAGCCACGCCGUGCUCGGAGGGCAAGUCCUCGCCGUCCCCCGGCAGCCUGGACCUGGCGGCGCUGGAGGACUCGGAGGAGGAGGAGGAAGAGGAGGAGGACGGGGGGUCCCCGCCGUCCCCGCCGCGCUGCCCGGCCGCCCAUGGGCGCCGCUGCGGCCCCGCGGCCGCCGCUGCCCGGCGCUGCCCCCCGCCCGCGGCCCCCGCCCCGCUCGGACCCCGCGCAGCGGCGGCGCGGAGCGGCCGCGGGGCCCGGCGGGCGGCG
This is a messenger RNA of Vidua macroura (Pin-tailed whydah), 973 nucleotides long. RefSeq names its product IQ motif containing J (gene IQCJ). The transcript has 5 exons. NCBI's taxonomy places the organism in Eukaryota, Metazoa, Chordata, Aves, Passeriformes, Viduidae. The annotation marks the transcript as partial. The record is from RefSeq and is a predicted model, not a curated record.